AAACGUUGGUCUGAGGGAGGGAAGUGCGGUAGUGAGUGCCAAAUGUGAGAGAAAGAAAAUUAAGAAAACGAGUGAAGUGUCAGUUGGUUAAGCCGAAAUAGGAAACGCAUUGAGAGACGGACAGAGAGAGCGCAAAUAGGCCUCAGAUUGAUUUUCAAAACAUCUAGUCAUAAGUAACCAAAAUAGAAUGUCGGAGAGCUUUAACGAACGUACGUGACAGAUCGCAAUAACAACAGAGUGUCCGACCGAUAGCAAAUGGAACUGAACGAUGUGAAGCGGGAAGGAAUAUGAACACGAAAUAUAAAGAGAGAAAACAAAAGGAGGGAUAAAGUGGUAAAGAUAAAAUAAAAUUGAAGAAGAAUUUUAUUUUUUGGAAAUAUUUCCCGAAGACGAAAAAAGUUUAAAAUGUACCGAAUAAAAAGACAAAUAAAACAAAACUAAAAAAAAAAAAAAAAAAAAAAAACUAGUGAAACAAAGAAAAAAACAACAACUCACAAAGGCAUAAGAAAAACAAAACAAAAAAAUAUCCUACAUGUGCAACAUACCCAUCGCCGAGAGACUCAUCAUGUGGUUCCAUCGGGGAAUUUACCACGUCAACCCGAAGGGCAGCGUCGUGGGGCAGAUGGGCGCCGGGAUGACCUUCGGCGAGUCCGUGAUCAACGACGUCCCGCGGAAGAGCACCAUCACCACCAGGGAGAACUGCGAGCUCCUGAGGGUCGAGCAGAGGGACUUCAGGCAUCUGUGGCAGAAAAACAAGGAGUUUAUGCAAGACAUGAUAUAUAAUUCCACCAGAAAAGAAACCUCCGGGUCGGUGCUGGACGAGGGCCGCGCCCUGUGGCGGCGCGUGGGUUCGCGGCGCCGCCGCUCCGCCACGCCGCGCGAGCUGCCGAAGGAGCCGACGCCGCGCGAGGAGCAGCGCCGCGCGUCGGCCGUGUCGCCGACGCGCGCGGCGUCUUCGUCGCCCGUGCGCAUCCCCGGAGGUCACCAGCCGCGCAGCAGCUCGGCGUCGGCGCCGCGCAGCUCGCACACACUGCCGCGCAGCUUCAGCAUCGCCCGCGGCGCCACGACAGGCGAGCCGCCGCCAGCCGCCAUGGCCGCGUCGCCCGCCGCAGGGCCCUCGGGGGAGACGUCCCUCGGCAAAGCCAAGCGCGAGUCACCCACCACCUCCAGGGGCGGCGACUCCUCCUCCAGGAACUCAACGCCUCGGGGCACGCCCACCCGCUCCUCGCCGGUGUACGGCACGCCCUGUCGCGAGCCCCCGCCCGCGGUGCGGCGGCCCAGCCUGACGCGGGCGGCGAGCUUCGACAGCCCGAGCGUGAGCCCGCGGCGCUCCAGCCUGCGCAGCGCCGUCCUGCGGCUGCGCUGCGAGUCGCAGGACACGGCGGAGGAGGACGAGGAGGAGGAGGAGGACGCGGCGCUCCGGGCGGGCUACGCCAGGCGCCCCGAGCGAGCCCACGACGACGACGACGGCGACGACGACGACGAAGGCGACGGCGAUGAGGACGACGACGAUGACGACGACGACGACGAGGCCAAGGGCCACCGCGUCAUGAACGGCGACGGCGGCAAGGGCGGCGGCAAGGGCGGCGCCGCCAGGAGGAGGGGCAGCCGCAGGGCGAGCAGGACCAGGGUGGAGCAGCAGCGGUCGCAGGAGCUGGACUCGCCCAGCACGGCCGCCGUGCCCAUCGUCGAGGCCCCCAGCGUCAGGAUCUGUGAGGCGGCUUGGGUCCUUCGCACGAUGCUCCUCUCCCGCGCCCCUCACCUCCUGAAGGACCGGCGGCACCACGGCAGACUCCAGCCUCGGUGUGGCGUCGGGACGGAGCUGACGGAGUGGCUGCUGGCGCUGUCCUCCGUCGUGCACUCCAGGUCCCAGGCGGCGGGCAUGUGGCAGUGUCUGCUGGAGGAGGGCGCGCUGUAUCACGUAACGGGCGAGCAGCCGUUCCGCGACAAGUACAUCUUCUACCGGUUCCUGGAGGACGCCGCCGCCGCCCCCGGGAUCCCUCCGGCCGCGCCUUCGUCAGCAGAGCGCAAGGAGGCGGAGGAGAGACUCACGCCCAUCCUGGCCUUCCUGCAGCAGAGGGCGCCCGACGCGGUGCUCAGGAUGAUUCUCCGGAAGCCGAGCCACGAGCGGACGAUCGAGGACCAGGAGCUGAUCUACGAGGAGCUGCUCCACCUGAAGGCGUUGGCUCACCUGUCCAACUCGGUCAAGCGGGAACUCGCGUCCGUGAUCAAGUUCGAGUCCCACUCCAGGGAAGGAACGAUCUGUGAGUACACAGUGAUGUCGGGGACGCCCCAGAAGAUGCUCGAGCACCUGCUGGAGACGCGGCUGGACGGGCGUCGCGGGAGCGUGGGCGGCGGCGGCGGCGGGGGCGGCGGUGACCUCCCUGACCUCCCUCUGAGGCGCUGUGACCUGGCCUCCAUGGACCUCUUCCUGGACGACUUCCUCUUGACCCACAUCGUGUUCAUGCCCUACGCCCAGCUGACCCAGGAGCUGCUCAGACAAUAUCCUUUUGGGAGAAAAAGAAUAACCCUCCAAGAGGAAGUGGCGCGCGACAUGGAGUCCUUCGGCUCGGCGCUGCGGGAGGAGGCGGGGCUGAUGCUGAGCGUGGCCGACGCCCUCGAGCGCCACGAGCGGGACGGGUCGGCCGCGGGCGUGAACAAGUGGAAGCUGCCGACGAGCGGGCGGCCGAUCAGCCUGUUCGGGGUGUCGUCCCACGAGGACAAUGUGGAGGCGCACCGCAUGAUGAGGGCGCAGGAUGACAGUAAGGGCGGCGGCUUGGCACCGGAUAGUUCUGUGUCGCACCUUUUGAUGUCGUCUUCUGUAAUCUUCCGCGUCUACUGCGCCGAUCACACGUAUUGCACCCUACGAUUCCCCCUUCAGACGACCAGUGACACCAUCAAGCGAUCGGCAGCGGAUAAGUUAGGUCUGAGGCUGGAGCAUCUUCUGCUGGUCGAACUCAAGUCGAAUGGCGAAGUGAUCACCCUCCGGGACAAGGAAGUGUGUCCCCCGACGGGCCUCAGCCUCAACGGCCGCCUCUUCGUCUGCCACAAGGACCACCUCGACGCUCUGACCCCCCUCCCGGAGCAAGAGGGCCCAACCGAGGGCAGCAUCAACCAGCUGGAGAUGUACAGCACGAGGGAGCUGGCCUUCCACAUCACGGCGCACGACUGGGAUCUCUUCAGCGCCAUUCAUGAGUACGAGUUCAUCUACGAGGUGUUCGGGCGCGACCACUUCGGCCAGGUCAUGUGCAACCUGGACGUGUACCUCCGCCGCUUCAACGAACUGCAGUACUGGGUCGUGUCGGAGAUGUGCCUCACGUCGGCGCUGUCCAAGAGGGCGCAGCUGCUCCGGAAGUUCAUCAAGCUGGCGGCCUACUGCAAGGAAGAGCAAAAUCUGAAUGCUUUCUUUGCCAUUGUCAUCGGCCUGAGCAACGUUGCCGUCACUCGCCUCACGCAGACCUGGGAGCGCCUCUCAUCCAAAUUUCGGAAGAUGUACACCGAAUUCGAAAUGCUGAUAGAUCCUUCGAGAAACCACCGAGCUUACAGGAUCUACGUUGCCAAACUUCAGCCUCCCAUCUUGCCAUUCACGCCGCUUCUUAUGAAAGACAUGACCUUCACCCACGAGGGCAAUCGGACGUUCCUCGAGGGCUUGGUCAACUUCGAGAAGAUGCACAUGCUCGCCCAGACGCUUCGCACCAUCCGCUACUGCCGAUCCAAGCCGCUGGCCCUGGAGGCCCCGCCGGUGCCCAAGAACGAGAGCGAGAUCCGGGUCUACGUGAAGAACCUGCAGGUGAUCGACAACCAGCGGCGGCUCCUCUCGCUCUCGCAGCGCCUCGAGCCCAAGCGACCGUAGGAGGGGGCACAGGACACGCCCUUCGUACCCCUGGGAUCUACUCGCGCCCCUGGGAGGUCCUUCGCACUGUUGGAAUGUCCUCUGUUGGCUGGGGACGCGCAUCAUGUCGACGGGACGCUAUUUUGUACUCCUGGGA
This is a messenger RNA of Penaeus indicus, 3989 nucleotides long. Its product is annotated as rap guanine nucleotide exchange factor 4-like. Gene Ontology annotation, biological process: positive regulation of GTPase activity; Ras protein signal transduction. The coding region runs from base 533 to 3853 and encodes 1106 amino acids. Gene Ontology annotation, molecular function: guanyl-nucleotide exchange factor activity. The transcript is spliced from 18 exons. NCBI's taxonomy places the organism in Eukaryota, Metazoa, Arthropoda, Malacostraca, Decapoda, Penaeidae. Gene Ontology annotation, cellular component: plasma membrane. The record is from RefSeq and is a predicted model, not a curated record.